This is a messenger RNA of Olea europaea var. sylvestris, 574 nucleotides long. Its product is annotated as 12-oxophytodienoate reductase 3-like. NCBI's taxonomy places the organism in Eukaryota, Viridiplantae, Streptophyta, Magnoliopsida, Lamiales, Oleaceae. Gene Ontology annotation, biological process: oxylipin biosynthetic process; jasmonic acid biosynthetic process. The coding region runs from base 194 to 418 and encodes 74 amino acids. Gene Ontology annotation, molecular function: oxidoreductase activity; FMN binding. Gene Ontology annotation, cellular component: peroxisome. The transcript is spliced from 2 exons. The record is from RefSeq and is a predicted model, not a curated record.
GACUAUCUCAUGAUAGCAUAGGAGACUACCAAAUAUUUCAAAGAAAAUAUGCCCACAUGAACAGCGUGUCAAAUUUUGGUUUCAUUAUUCCCACACCGACCACUGACUCUCCUUUAUAAAUCCCCCACUCUCCCAUUUACCGUAUGCACAUUCAAUUCCUUUGAUCACUGAAAGUUUCUGCUGCAGAUCAACAAUGGCAGAAACGAAGUCGGAUCAAGCAACCGAAGCUCUAUUUUCGCCAUACAAGAUGGGCAAAUUCAAUCUUUCUCACAGGGUGGUGCUUGCUCCCAUGACCAGGUGCAGAGCUCUGAAUAACAUUCCAGGGCCCGCCCUUGUUGAAUACUACACCCAAAGAUCAACCAACGGUGGGUUUCUCAUCACGGAGGGCACCAUGAUAUCUCCCACCGCUGCCGGGUAAUUCUGUAAUUUUUGUGUAGUAUAUUAUAUAUAUGGAAAUGAUCUAAUAGACACCGGUACUUAAACAAUUGAUUGGUGGAUACGUUAAUGGUAGGUCUCAUAAAUUUAAUGAUUCAUCAAUCAAUUGACGUGACAUGUCUUCCUAAAAAAAUGAAAU